Molecule: messenger RNA, 1113 nt
Organism: Plasmopara halstedii
Lineage: Eukaryota; Oomycota; Peronosporomycetes; Peronosporales; Peronosporaceae
Product: Immunoglobulin-like fold
Exons: 3
Coding region: 1-1113 (370 amino acids)
Molecular function (GO): protein binding
Source: RefSeq, a predicted model, not a curated record
AUGCAGUUUACCGUGAUGCCAGAGCUCCCAUCGCUUCUCGCGCCCGAAAUUGUAGCCAAAACGGACCAAUCCAUUACAUUGCGUGUAAAACAAUUACCGAAUGGCAAUGAAGAAGCGCAGUACAAACUGCAAGCGAGCUACAGUGAGCAUGGUUACGUCUAUUACUCGUGGAUUGACUCUGUAACCUUUUCUAGUACUUUAUUCCCUGUCAAGGGGCUCAAGCCCAACACGACGUAUGUGUUCCGUGUACGCGUGGUGGACGAGAUUAAAUGCCAGUGUGGUGAGUGGUCGCCACUGACGCCUAAUACGCGCACUUUUACAGAAGAAGAGGAUGCUAAGCGAUCGGGCACUGUAUUUGAACAUGCGCUGAAAUUGGAGCGUGAGCAGAAGAGUAUUUUAAAAGGUCAGAUUUCGAAACUUACGGACAUUUUAGAGGAACGCAAGGUUGCGCGUGAAAGUGAGAAUAGAGUACAACAACAUGAAGAUAUGCUUGCUAGUCGCCGUAUCAUCGAUUCAAGACUUUCAAAGUUACAACAGGAGCUAAGUAUGCAGACGAUAGCGCUACAGACAGUCAAAAGUCAACGAGCAGCAGAUGAAUUGAUGAUUUCAGAACUUUUGAAUGAGCAGGAAAAGCUACGAGCUGCGCAAAUUGAGCAACAAGGACAAGUACAGUAUGAAUUGGAAAUGCAGACCUUGCGUGAACGGCUAGAAAUGAACGAAGAAGCGCUUCGUAAGCACCAAGAGCAAGUAAAUGCCAGUCACGAGCAGAUAAUGAAGUAUGAAGCUUCAUUGGAGGCUAAAAAAAGCGAAAUUACUCAAAAAGAGGAAGAAGUUGAGAGAAUAAUGGCCGACUGUAAUCGUAUGGUGCAGGAACAAGCAGAUCUGGCUCAUGUGAAACAGCUCGAAGUAGAAGAUGCUCUGCUGGAAGCCAAGACAUCUUUGGAGCAACAAUUGGAUAUCAAUACGUAUUUGCGGGAUGAGGUGUCGCGACUUCGAGAAGAGAAUCAUCAUUUGAAGAAUCAAAUUGAGGAAGUGGAUUCGGAAAUUGUACCGAAGCUGGUACGUUUAGAGGAUGAAAAUGAGCAGCUUCGCGCACAGCUGUGUCGACGGUAG